AUGACAGAUAAGGAUACUGAACAAUUUGAGAAUGGUAGUGUGCCAUCCGAAAACACUCUUACUGAUUCUUAUCAAUCAUUGACUGACAGCGAUUUUGAUAUGAGUGGAGUCACCAGUUCAAUUUAUUAUGCGGAUGUGGAUCUACGUCACGUGGUACAAAUAAUUCAGCUACAAUUAUUAUAUGUACCUUCAAAAAAACUCGUUUUGAAUUCUCAAAUCAAUGAAGGGGCAUCAACCUCACGUGGUCUAAAUAUUUCAGUUACGAAUAAUGUUCCAUCAACUACAAUUACACCAAGACCUAAAUCUGUAAUUUUUGGCGAGGCUUGUUUGAAGAUUCCCCAAGUUGAAAUUGAAAUAUCAAGAAGUAUUGUAAUACCUCUCAAUGAUUGGUUGCAAAGAACUCCAGUAGGGGAGUCAAUUUUGAAUUAUUACACCAGUUUUAACAGAUUAUCGGACAAAUUGCAACUAAAACUUUGCGACGCUAUUUUAUUUCGUGAAUUUCAUGGCGUAACUGGUCGUCGAAAAAUAACUCCAGAAAGAUUUACAAAAUUAACUAAAGAAAUAACAGAUCUGUUUCCAAGUGAGUUGCCAGGAACUUAUUAUACCCCAAAAGUUGAAAAAGGAAUUACAGAAGCAGUAGCAGCUUAUGGUAAACUGAUACAACAGUACCGUUAUUUCAAUAGAAAAAAAAAAGGUGAUGUGGUUAAUUUUAAUUUGAAUAAAGAAUUAAAUCGUCAACUAGAAAAUUUGGAUCCACCGUCGAGUAAAGUUGAUGUUAAAGAAAAAUUAACUUUUCUGGAAAGAGAGAUUACUCCUUGGACAACAAUUAUUAAAAACUGGGAAGAAACUCACGAGGAAAGAUUGAAUAGUUAUAAAAACCUUCGUGAAUAUUUCGAACGCUUUCCAUGCUUAAAACAGCCCCAGGCUGCUAGUUUGCUUACACUCGACUUUGAUAUUAAGUGGCCAGAAGUCGCAAAAUGUAUGGAAACAGAAUGGUAUGGAAGUUCAAAUGUUAUCAUAUAUACUGAAGAUGAUGAUGGAACAUUGACCAAAAAACGUAAAAUUCCAACCCAGUCGACCACGGGGGAUUCAUGA
Messenger RNA from Aphidius gifuensis, 1095 nucleotides. RefSeq lists its product as uncharacterized. The coding region runs from base 1 to 1095 and encodes 364 amino acids. The transcript is spliced from 4 exons. NCBI's taxonomy places the organism in Eukaryota, Metazoa, Arthropoda, Insecta, Hymenoptera, Braconidae. The record is from RefSeq and is a predicted model, not a curated record.